Messenger RNA from Hydatigera taeniaeformis, 384 nucleotides. The record is from the annotation of a GenBank genome assembly. Lineage: Eukaryota; Metazoa; Platyhelminthes; Cestoda; Cyclophyllidea; Taeniidae.
AUGCUGUCACCGAGGCGGCACCUCAGCGUCUUCCGCGUCGGUAACAGUGGUGACGGCAUCUCCAAAGCUACUUCAUUGCGCGAACAGUUGGACAGUUGCGACAAUAUCUCCUCAUUUACCGCCGUCAAGCGAGAGCGGAGAAGUGGUGGUGUUAUUGCCACUGCCGUCGCCGCCGCCGCCGCCGCCGCCGCCGCUGUCGCCCUCUGUAGACUGAGUUCUCGCCUUGGAGAUACCGUUUCAGCUCCGAAUCACAAAUCUCCGACUAAUGAUCGGAUCAGGCCUCCAGAUCUUGGGCUGAUCGCUUUUCAGGUUGUUACAGGGCAUGAAGGUUUUAUUGAACUCUCAUUGAGCCUACUUAGCCUGGAAGAUGGUGUGCAGGUGUAG